AAUCAAGUCGAUUGUUUCACCUUCAUUUGCAUGCAUUUGCAUUGAAUACGGCUUAUGGAUAAUACGAAGUUUCAACUUUGCCUGACAAAGUAUUUUCUUUCUUUAUUAUCGAGAGAGUCUCUGUCAUGUGUCCUUUGAUGCACGUUCGGUGGAGGUAAAAUUUCUUGUUAUAUUAAUUGGAGCCUAUUCGACUUUGCGGGCGCCAAGCAAGGGACUGCAUCAAAAGAAAAAGAAAAAAAAAACAGGAUACGAUAACAAACUUCGCAACACGCAUGGCUCUUGUUUUACGGGCGUGGGCUAAGGAAUGCAGAAAAAAAAAAAAAAAAAAAAAACAGAUCAGAAAAACCACGCUACGCACGAUCUAGACUUGUUUCACGGGCUUGCGCCAAGCAAAGAAGCAGGCUAGGUUUUCCAGAUUGUGAAAUACAGUAAAUGUUGGAAAAUUCCCGACCUGAAAAUUUUUGAACUCUGAAGAUUCGCGGUCAUGUCUUGGACCCCGAGGUUUUUUUGACCCCCCCAAAAUACUACUAAUUUACCAAUAUAUAUAUACAAAAUAACUACAAAAUACAUACGGACAUUCGCUGGCGGUUUAAAUCGCAGAUUUAACCCUUGGACCCAAAGACCCGUGAAUUUUCCUACAUUUACUAUAAACUGUAGACAAUACAAGUCACGGUUCACGUCAAAAACAUUAAGGAUUAUGUUUUAUACUACUCAUCUAACUAAGAUCAAAUGGAAAAACUAGGCGGCGUGAUCUCUUACAGCAUGUAUUGUCCCGUAGUGUUGGUCAAGCUGACCUGUCACGGUCUCGCUCUUUGUUCCUCAGCAGGUUCAUCGCGUAUCUACUGAACCGUCUCAGCUACCCGAUGGAUUCAUGUUUACAAAUUUCAAAUACACAGGGGAAACCCUCAGUUAUUACCUGAAACUUCCCAUAAGGAAGGUCGAGUGUUUUCUGCUGUAGAAUAGCACGUGCGAGAGGUAUAAAAAAAGAGAGACAAUCAUCAGUUAGUUGCUGCUGGUUUUUCUGUGUUGAUAAUUCUAAUGGUGGCCACAAGUUCUCUAGUGAGAAAACUGUGCUUGCGUGUCAAUAGAUUAAAUGAACCGUGCCGGCUUUUUUCGUCCGCUACACUUGAAUCGUAUUCUAGCAGGUGUCAAACAUAAGCAAAGUACCAACUGUGCAAGCACAUCCUACACUGGGAGCCUAGUAGGAUCUCUUUCGCUUGUCAAGGUAUGCUAUUCCGUGGGCUUGGAUUGAGGCAACAUUUACCUUCAUGUAGGGGAAGUACAGGCUUUAAAAAAAAUCAGACGUGCUAGCAACAUGCAGUUAUUCUUUGCUUUGCUCGCAGUCCUGCUAGGAAACACAGCAGGGGGGCCUCUCGCUCGGGAUCGGCGCCAACUAUACGGAUACACCAGCUCGUACAACCCCUGUCCCAAUGGAGGCAACGCCUACAACGGCUGUCAAGAGACAGACUGCCAGAAGCGUGCGCGCAUCACCGAGCCGUCAUGGCAGAAGCCGAUCUGUAAUCCUGACGGCUCGUAUCGCGAGUAUCAAUGCGACCCCUACUCCAGGUCAAAGUGCUGGUGUGUUUACCCCAAUGGGGUCAUGAUACCCGGCUCUUCUCUUGAGAUGUACGACUCCAAUGUGGAAUUCAGCAAGCUGAACUGCGCCCUUAAGCGAGCCACAGCUCCUCAACCACCCCCUCCCAUCAAGAUCCCCUUCCAGGAUCCCAGCAUCGGCUGGGAUGCGGCGUACAGAGAAUACACUCGAGCACUCACUCGUGCGCGGAACCCCGACUCCUAUGCCUCGUCGUACAGCCCCCCCUCCUACGGGUCCUACCAUGGCACGCCUUACAGCUCACCCUACACCCCAUCACAAUCAUUUGGGUCCAGCUAUGGCUACCCCAUGGCACAGACAGGGUACAUGUCCGCCCCCGCCGUGCCACCAGGCUACCCCCCACCAAUGGCGCCACAGCCCUUUACUCAAGAUAUCUUCUCUCCCAUGGAACUUGCUGCCGCAGGAUGCCCUAGUCCUUGCCCGCCACCAUGUGCUUGUAUGACCGCCAUGUACCGCGGAGAUCUUCCACUGACACCUGUGUCGAGCGACAGGGAGGCGGACAAGGAGCAGGACAACGAGAAGGACAAUCAAGCGGAUAAAGAGGUGGAGUCCAGUGGCGAGGAGGAGGACGAAGAGCCAGACUUCAGCGGGGCGAAGGACGAAGACAAGCUAGAGGAACCAAAAGAUGAUCCAAGCUCAGGCGAGAAGAUUCAGCCAGAAUAUACCAAAGAUGAGUCUGACAACAUGAAAGACGAUGACAACGACGACGACGAAGACGAUAAUACAGAGGAAGGCAAGAACGACGAGAAGCCAACAGAACAGAAAUCGGGCAAUGAAAAGCCCGUCAAGAAAUCAUCGGACGAGGAGAAGCCAACAGAACAGAAAUCUGAUGAUGAAAGACCCGUAGAAGAACCAGCGAAGGAUGAAAAACCUCAAGAAAAAGCAUCCGAUAAUAAGAAACUUUUGGUGCACAAGCCUGAUGACAAAACACCGGUGAAGGAGAUGACCGUCGAGACAACGCAUAAUGAAAAACAGAAGGAUGACAAGAAAAUAGAAACAGGAAAGACGGAAGAAAAAACUUCGGGUGAAGCUAAAAACUCGGACACGCCCAAAAAGGCCACCUCAGGUAUCACCCAUAGCAGGUAGAAUACGUAUAAAAGUUUCAAAUGGUGUGCGGUGGGAGAGUGUCAGACGCGACUAACAGGUGAUGAGCUGACAGGGUGUGGUUCAUUUGGUACGUAUUGAGGGGGGGGGCGUUACAGGGGUUGGCGUUAAAGAGAGGGGAGGGUUAGUCAAAUGGUGAAAUGCCUACGCGGAGGGAAGACAGAGAGGGCAAGUGAAAAGAAUGCCUGCUUAAGCUUUUAAGCUUAAAAGUAGUUUGCCUAAUUGCAGCCGUGAUUCGGCAGCAGCUUAAACACGAGCGCAAAAUUUUACUAACAACAAGCAAUAAUUAUUUUAAUAACAAUUCUUUCAAAGACGAUUGCAGAGACUAAAGUCUAGAAGACAGACAAGAAGACCGCGGAGUAAUCAGUUUCCAAACAAUUUGGCAUAGUCUGCUUUGCAGGCGCUCUUCGUCCACGCGUGGGGCGGGUUGCGUGACAGUAACAGACUAACAGCGGCUAUUAAGCAGACUAGAGGAUUGCGUGACACUAACAGCGGCUAAUAAGCAGACUAGGUACCGCACGAUACGCCGUUACUCUAUAGUGGAUAAGAUUUUUCUAUCGAGCUGGGACAAAUAGUAAUGCAAAUGCUGUCGUAAAUGCUAGUUUUAGAGCACAGCAUGCUAUAUGACCCUCCCAUCUCCGAGGGGCAAAAUACGAAAUGAACACCCCUUUUUCCCAAAAAAUGUAAGGAUGACCAAUUGCAAGGCUAUUGGAAUUUAUACAUUAAAGUUAUUUACAUAGA
Molecule: messenger RNA, 3457 nt
Organism: Nematostella vectensis (starlet sea anemone)
Lineage: Eukaryota; Metazoa; Cnidaria; Anthozoa; Actiniaria; Edwardsiidae
Product: nucleolin
Exons: 5
Coding region: 1316-2698 (460 amino acids)
Source: RefSeq, a predicted model, not a curated record